AGUCCUGCAGCCAAUUUAACUUCAAAGAAAAGGAUAACGUAAAGUAAAAUAAAAACAAACAAAAGUACAUCAUGAAGUUGAUAAAUUAAUUGAAUCUCUGAAACUCCAUCCGAACAACGUAGCAAAGAAAGGAUAAACCAAAGUCGGAACCGUCGACCGGAAGACAAUGUUAAAUAUAUUUAUGUUAAAAAUACUACUCAUUACGCUAUGGAUACUCAAUGCUCCCACAAAGGCCCUGUGUCGCCAUCAUGGUCGUAGUGGUGGCGGUGGCUUGGGAGGCGGCCGUUAUCGAUCCUCACAAAUGCAACACAUUGCCAAUAUCGAUGUGCGUGAUAAAAUCCUCGAACUACAAUGCUAUGCUAAAUGCCAGGACAGCUCGAGCAGCAGCAGCGGCAGCAGUUCCAAUGGCGGUGGAACACGCUACCUUGGCGACUGUGAAUCAUGUCGCAAACAAUGCCAAAUCGAUAUGAUCAAAGCGCCGCGUCGCGGCUAUUGUCCGGUCAUGCAGAAUGCCAUCUUUCAAAACAUCAACAUCCAGCCGCUGCAGAAACUCUCGUGCCUGGAUAACUGCAGCUAUGACUUCGAUUGUCCCGAAGUGCAGAAAUGCUGUAGCUCCGCAUGCGGACCCGUUUGCAUGCAGCCAAUUGGGGUGCGUGACGACAGUCUGCUGCCGCCAAUACCAAAGAUACUUAAGUGCACGCUGAUCGCCCGAGAGCUAAAAGUCGAAAUCACAUUGCAAUCGAAUUCGUCAUACUAUUUUCAUGUCGAGAUACGUCAUCACAUCGGGUCGCAGCUAUCGCCACGCAAACUGAGUGCCUGGCAGUAUCAGCCGGUUGAACUAUUGGCUGAGGUAUUAGAUUUAAAUAGAAUGUUAACCACUGUAGGAUUUUAUUUAAGGCCUGGUCGCUGGUAUCAGGUGCGUGUGGCAGCCAUCAAUGCUUAUGGUUUUCGUGGCUAUUCGGAACCAUCGCAAGCAUUUACUUUACCAAAUCAUCCUAAACCACCAAAACCUCCGGCUGAUCUAAAGGUUGUCUCCUCACAUUACGAUGGCCAGCGUGUGACCAUCAAAAUCGUGUGGUGUGCCUCCAAAUCGAAUUUGCCCAUAGAAAAAUAUAAAAUAAUUUGGUCACUUUAUGUAAAUACAUUUCAUGAGUCCUUUGUAUCGAAUGAGGCCUAUGUCAAGGAUCGUCAUCAAUAUGAAAUUACCAAACUUAUUCCUGAUUCUAGUUACUACAUACAAGUGCAAGCCUUGUCUAUAAAUGGACGUAAACGCCUUAAAUCGGAAAAACACUCAAUCCUCUACAAUACCACAAUUGUGCCAACACAAACCUUUGAGCCGCUGAAAUGUGGCAGGGAUCAACAGCAGCAGCAGCCACACCAACAGCAGAUAUCAACACGUGACAGUGAUGGCCUGAGUGCCAAUGCCCUGUCAUCCAUCGAUGAGCGUUACUAUACGAAAAAAUAUUCCCUAAAUGAUGCCUCUCUUGCCGAUACACCAUCCACCUCAUCGUUGUCAAUAAAAAAUAGUACUUAUUCAUCAUCGGCGACGACAUCAUCAUCCUCGUCGUCCUCAUCUUCAACAAAAUCCAUGGAUACAUUUGAAGUAAAAUAUCGUUUAAAUCGCAAACUUGGCAUGCUGGUGGUCAUAUCAGGAUUCCAUCCAAAGGAGGAAAAAAUAUAUGAACUUUGUCCGCUGCAAACAAAUUGCGAAGAAGGUGAAUACAAUGCCAUACGUGUUAAUAAGGACUCCCUGGUCUUUAGCAAACUAAGCUACAAUACCGUCUACACAUUUAAGCCACGCAGUAAUUCCGUCAACGAUAUGGAUGGCAUGAAGGCCAUAACAUUUACCACACCGAAAUGUGAGAAUUUUCGCAAAGGAUUUCCAAAAGCUAAUAUUAAGUGUUAAUUAUAUAAAACUAAUAACUACAACUAAAAAACUAAACAGGAAAAAUAAAAAUAUUAUAAAACAACAGGAUUUUUUUAAAUACUCAAUAGAAAA
Molecule: messenger RNA, 1999 nt
Organism: Musca domestica (house fly)
Lineage: Eukaryota; Metazoa; Arthropoda; Insecta; Diptera; Muscidae
Product: anosmin-1-like
Exons: 7
Coding region: 167-1906 (579 amino acids)
Biological process (GO): neuron differentiation
Cellular component (GO): cell surface; extracellular region
Molecular function (GO): protein binding; peptidase inhibitor activity
Source: RefSeq, a predicted model, not a curated record